ACAUUAUAUCAACAUAUUGAUAAAUAAAUUAAUAAAGUAAUUAUAAAUUGUAGUAAAAGUAUAUUAAUUCCUAGUGCUUUCGUCAUAAGUAAAAAUUUUUAUUGAAGCAGUGUAAUAUUAAUGGGAAAAAUUGUGGUUAAAGAUUCUGAAAAUUGGGACAAACAACCACCACUACAAAAAACUGUAGACUGUAGCCAUGAAAUGAUAGAUACAAGUGAAAACGAAAAUUUAUGUUAAAACUUCUAAAAUAGGAAAGAAGUAUAGUGAAUGCUCUAAAAGUUAUUGGUGUUAUCUGAAAUACUUCUUAAAUAAUAAAAAUUUAAUAAUUAUUGAUAUAUGCCUCUGAAAGGAAUAUCGAAAGUUAUUCGCGGUUCACCGUUUUCUUGUUCGUGUUCUCGUUCGUGCUGCACUACAAACGUCGUAUUUUGUAUUGCUUUCUAUCGUGCAAACCAGUUAAAAAUUAAGAAAAAAAUCUUGAUCAAAUCGAUGUUUUGGAUUAAAUCAUGUUGAAAUCAAUAUUGCGGCAGAUAUGAUGUCUCGAUUCCCAUUUCUGUAAAAGAGUACCACACGGAUUUCGUAAAUAUAAUAAGCUUGUGCCCAACAUGCUUUCAUUUAGUCAAUAAAGUACAAGAAUCCAGAAAUUUUGUGGCAAAAAAACGAAAAUACAGAAAAACUUGGAAAGUUAAUUUCAAUACACAUAAGAGAUGAAUGUUACAAAUCGACGAAGUUCGACGGAUGCAGAUACACCACCAUCAAUACAGACUCAAAAUCACCAACCACAAUUAAUAGCUUAUAUAACCUGUCGGCAAGCCGCUUCUGCUUCGAAUAGGAGCAAUCGAUCUCGACAAGAGGAGGAUCAAGAACCUUUGGUUACCUCGACAUCAGCAGAUAGUGUGUUACCACUGCAGGCGGAGGGUGAAGGGGAGGAAGUUUCAAUUGAUUUGGAGACAGCAGACACUUCCAUUGAACACAUUACCAGCAGCACUCAUUGCUAUGAAUUUGUAAACGAAUCACUUGAUGAAAUGGUUAUGCCAUCUACAUCACAGAGCACAAGUUUAGGAUCCGAAGGUUCAUCUGUAAACUCCAUUAAUACAGGUAUAAGCAGCAGCAACCGCUCAACCAGGUCUUUUCCUAUAGAUAUGGUGGCUAGAGACGUUAAUAGUAAAACUUUGAACGAUACAUCUGCUCGUGGAACUAACCGAAUCACUUCUGAAUCUACUGUGAGACUUCGUGAUAUCGAUGAUCAGUCGACUUCAUCAGCUAAUAAUAUCACAGUGGACUCAAUGCCGCACAUAGAUAAAAAUAAAAUAAUACUUAAACUGCCGAAAAUGACCGGAAAUGAAUCUCAAAUGUUUUCUUCUACAGAAGACGACUUACGUAAGGUGGAACCUUUAAAAAUAAAUCUUCAUAAUACGCAUCAUCACCAUUACUCUUCCAAUACCCAUCAUACACCGAAAAUAACUAUAAAACCUAUUUUAAAGGAAAACGCCGCGGAAGCUCUGGUGUCUUCGGAGGACUGUUCUUCUUCAGCCGAAGAAGAAAUGGUUUCGAGAUUGAACAAUACCGAACCACAUAUCUUACCAAAAUUAACUAUUCGAGCAAAAAAUGAAGAUUAUGGAUCGUCACAAACUUCUGUUGUUCCAAAACUUACAAUUAAAAUAAAUGACUCUAAUUCGGCAGAAUCUCUAACUACAGCAACAGCUGCUCACACACCACCAUUACCAAAGUUAACUAUAAAAACCGGACAGGAUGGCCAUCCUGAAUCUAUAAUAUCUAAUGUGUCACCAGCUUCAUCCACUACAUCAUCAUCGUCGUCGAUGGCAUCAUCUUCAACUUCUUCCUCGUCGGGUAAUUUUUUACUGGCUACUCCAUCAAUACCAAUACCUAAAUUAACUAUAAAACCUGUUCAAAAAGAGGACUCCAAAUCAGCCGAAGUUAGCGAUUCCCACCCAUCUAUACCCAAGCUAUGCAUUAAAACUAAUACGCUAUGCACAGACUCAACGGAAGAACCAAUUCUUUCCAAAAUACCAAAACUUACUAUAAAAACGGGACACGAACAUGCAGUUAUUAUAACACAGCACAACGACGGCGCAAAGGCAAAGGGCAUACCCAAAAUGACUAUUAAAACGAAGUCUCUGGAUACUGCUGAUGACUCUAGUAUUUCAGCAUCCUCCGUUGUAGAGAAAAUACCAAAAUUUACAAUAAAGACCACAACUGGAAAUGAUCUAUCUAAACUUUGUAGAAACAAAUCUCAAUCUGAAGUCGACAAUGUUAGCGGUACACCAUUGACGUCUCCAAAACAAUCAAUUUCAAAGAUAACCAUAAAUAGAAAUGCUAUUCAAAUGGAGAACAUGUUAGGAAUUCAAGGAAAUGUGGAAACACACUGCUCGAGUAAAACUUUAACCAAGGAACAAUGCAAAAUAGAUAGCGUACCAAAGGUUGCAGCAAAAUCAACAACAAACAGAUCAUCACAGAUCGAGGACAUUUGUAUUAGUUCUGACUUUGACGACGAAUGUGAGGACCAAAAUGCCGGAAACAGUAAAAUUGUGCCGAAGUUAACUAUAAAAAAUGUUGGCUCUCCACAACAAAAACUAAAAUUUGUCGUUGACACGGAUAUAAAAUCAAAUAAGAAUACGAUCACUUUACCAGUGGUUGAUGUUGCAGACGAAUUCGAUCUAUUAAAUGUCGAUAAUGUCGGCGGGGAAUCUAGUAAUUCUCAAGAGUUCUGCGGCUUUAAUGAUAAUGCAGAUUGUACCCAAAAUAAAGAAAUUGGUCUGGAUGCAGAUGCUAACACUAAACCUGAAUUGCCUCGGCGUCAUUCCGAUGAUAUGGAUAUAGAUGAAACACUUAGGGAUCAGCAUGAACCAAAAAUAUUUCAAAACGCCACAAACAUUCAUGCACAAGAUUCCUCCAAUUUUAUUACUAAUGAGGAAAUGGACUUAAACGGGAAAGCAUCGUUGAAAAUUGGGCAUAUUAUUGAUACAGUUGAUUUAACAUCGUCAGCAGGCAGUUCACCAGUGCACCGUUUUGACUAUAAUGAUGGCGAAGGAGAGGAUAACGAUGUCAGGGAGAAAUCGCCAAUGGUAACAAAUACAAUUGUGCCUUCAACAAAUAUUUUGUUAGAAUGUCUACAAAGAGAGACCACUGUAAUACAAAACACCCAACAAUUGACACAACAAACACAGCAUAACACAGCACUGCCUCCAUUACAACCUAAACCUAUGGUAGCAACUAAAUCAUCAGUUUCUCUCAAAUAUCCCCAGUUGGCUGAGCGUUUAUUGGCUAACGGUUCAUCAGUUGGCUGUAUGGAUGUAGGACCAUCUAGUGCAAAGAAAGACUCCGUCGAAAAUAUCAUAGACUCCAUAGAAAUUCUUGACACUCCGGAAGGGAGUCCUCGUGGUUUCAUAGACGACAGACAUGAAAAUGAUACUAUCUUUAACGAAAACCUACAAACACUAAAUGGUCUAAAUGUUUCAGAGGAAAACCGUUUACUGAGCCUUAAUAACAACAGUUUAAAUUUGAAACGACCUGUUUCGCAGGAAUGUCAUGUUUCAGAGACUAUAUGUACAGCAAUGUCGGAAAAGACAAUAGAAACACCCUCUAAAUUGCGCAAAAUACAAAAUGAAAGCGAACAGCUAAAUACAAAAAAUAAUGCCUUACAACAAUAUCUUCCAACAGGAUACCAAAAUCAUCAGCGGUUGCGUAAACAAAAACAUGAACAUUUGUUACCUAUACCUAUGGACGAAGUAACAGAUGCCAUUCAAACAAAUUCGAACGAUAGUUUAGACCUUCAAAUUAAUAUUGACUCGAAUGAAAAUUCUACUCCAAUUGUAAAAAAAAGGGGAAGACCUAAAAAAUCGGAAAUCAAUUUAACCUCAGAAAAUGCCAAAGAAGAACAUACAAUAAAUUCAGACAAUAGACAGGAUUGCAAAGCACGCAGAGUUCAAUUGUUACGAAAAAGACUAGCAAUUGACAUGGUCGAUGCGGAGCAACCAGUUGCUCUUAUUACCGACAUUGCAACAUCGGGAGGCCCAGAAGAUAACAAAAGUGAACAGAAUAUUAUAGAAACACCUAAAAGAGAACGAAAUUUACGAACUCCCCUGAGAACAUCGAGAAGAAGUAACACGCCAAUAAACUUUCAAAGUGAGCUUAAAACAUCAAAAAGUAAGCCUUUAUCGUCAUUGUCAUUGGAAAACAAGAAAACAUCAAACGAUACAGGUUCUGAAAAUGAACUCAAUCACUUCCACGAAUCGAAUUCGUCUAUAUCGUCUGUCAGCUUUCAUAGUUCAUCAACAAUUCAAAAUAUUACAAACAUUGCAAAUAGUGUUAGUCAUUCAAUGACUUCCCAAAUUGAUUUGACUAUAUCUUCAUCAUCAAGCAAUAGCAAUGGGAGCACAACGAACACAAUUACCACUGUAGAAGCUACAUCGAGAAACGAUGGCCCCGUCUUUGUUAUUCCUGAUUGUAGUGUUAAUGGUGCAAAUAUUGGAAGUAAUAGUCAUAAUUCAAUGUUGCCACCCACAACAAUUUUAUCGUCGUCAGAUCCUUUACCGGAUAUGAUAUUCAAACCGAACGAUUUCUCUUCUAUAAUAGCUACACAGCAAUUAAGGGUCUCCAAUUUUUCAACUGUUUAUAAACCUGGAUCAGUUGCAUCACAAGAAGAAGAAACGGCGGACGAUGUUAGUGGAGCAGAUAACUCUGAAGAUGACUCAGCCAGUUCUUCUUCUAUGCCUGCAAUACCAGGCCGUAGCCGUGGACGUGUUCGGGGAUCCCGCGGAAGGAGUAUUGGUCGUGGUCAACGAAGUCAUGGUAUUAGUCGUGAUAGUUUAAGUGUAAAAUCUAUAGCUAUGAAUCGGCCACGUUGCAUAGGAGCCCUUAAGCAUACCCCUGAUCCUGAGAGGAUUAAAGAACUCUUCAGUCCGUCUCCUCAAGUUUUUGAAGAAGACACCCGUAUGAGCGCCGAUUUGUCUCAAACCAGUUUACAACAACAAUCUCCUUCUUAUUCAAGCCAACCUGAUUUUUUUACCAAUGAGGAGUCCCAGUCGUCCAUUAUCAGCAAUACGAGCAUUAUAGACCCGAAUAGCACGGCAUCAGCUCAAAAUAGUGCAUCCGCCAAGAAAACAACGAAAAAAAAGAAAAUGGAAGUUUGCGUUGCUGAAGACACCGACUUCACAGUUGCAUCUAUAGCAGAAUAUGAUUGGCCGCCACCGAAAGGUUGUUGUCCCUCAAAAAAUCGAGAUACCUUUAUGAUACAAGAACAGGUUGCAAUGUACUUGGGAAUUAAAAGCUUCAAGAGAAAAUAUCCCGAUUUACCCCGCCGUCAAGUAGAUAUGGAAGAGAGAAAUUGGUUGCAAGAAAAAGGGCUGGUGUCUGAAAAAAUGUGUGAUUUAGGAAUCACGGCCGUAUGGGCUUCCGACAUUUUGGACAUAAUGUAUACAGAUUUCUAUGAAAAGUACGAGGAGUAUAAGGACUUUGUACGGCAAAAACAUUUGCGUGAAAUAGAGGCUAAACAGAAAUCACUUGGACUCAAUGUGGCUGGAAGAGGUUUACAAGCUCGCGAAAGAGCCAUGUUAUCUACUAGCAAAUGGAACUCAUACUUUAACAGAACGCGCAAAGACGAACGAUUGUCAUUCCUCGAUCUUCAAACGCUGGUCAUUAACAAACCCUGCCCAUCUACAGCCCCUUUAUCUACUAUACCCAACCGUCCAGUUGCUGAAGCAGUUGCGUUAGCUAUAAAAACGGAGCGCAUUUCUCAACCUCCGACUUUGCUUAAACCUCGGAUUUGGGAACCAUCAAGGCCAAGAGAUAUUUAUUACCCGUUAUCUCUCGUUCCAGGCCAAUUUUGUGAGAAAUAUCACGACUAUUCAUCUGAUGAAUUACGAUGUAUGCCACUCAAUACGGUUGUAGACCCUAUUGUUCAAAUGUGGUCCUGCAAAGACUGUGGUAAUAACAGCUCUGACACAGAUUCGGCUAUAGAGAGUAUUGAUAACAAGACUGAGAUAGAUAAAUCAUUGCCGGGCAGACGACACAAAAAACGUCGCCUACGGCGAACACGACAACCUGGAAAUAUGAGUGCUGAUGAAUUUAAGGUACCGCUGCUCCCUGGUGCACCAGUGAUAUCGACAAGUUCGACAGAUUCUUGUUCCUCGAGUGAUACGUCUUCAUCGGAGACAGAUUCCGAAUCGUCGUGUUCUUCAUCGUCCUCUGAUGAAUCAUCCAACGGUGAAGAAUCAUUGGCAACGUGUGAAGUCUGUUUACGUCCACAUAAUCGUAAUCUCAAUAAUGUGCCCGAAUUAUUUCUACAAUGUUAUACUUGUAGACGAAGAGUUCACCCCAGCUGCAUUGAAAUGCCACAUCGCAUGAGUUUACGCGUUCGAAAUUACAAUUGGCAAUGCGCCGAUUGUAAAUGCUGUGUGAAGUGCAAACGUCGACAUGAUCAAAAUAAAAUGUUGUUCUGCGAACAAUGUGACAGAGGUUUUCACAUAUAUUGUCUUGGAAUUAAGACCGUUCCUGACGGUCGUUGGAGCUGUAACCGUUGUAGUAUUUGUAUGCGUUGCGGGGCAACGACACCAGAGGGCUUAUCUCACAUGCAUCAGCUAAUAAAUACGGCGCAGGGAGAACAUGUGAAACAAACUAAGCAAAAGAAGGCCAAGUGGGUUAAUGAAUAUCGUUUGGAUCACUUAACUAAGAUAAAGGAACAUUGUUCUAUGUUAUGCAUUCCUUGUGGAAAAAUGAAAAAUUCCAAACGCGCGCAAAAUGUAGCACACAAUAACGCUACGACAAAAGCAACAUCGCCGUGCUCCCUUAGUGAAUCUAGUUCUAACAGCUUUAUCAAUUACCCCCCACCUUCAGCCAUCUCAUCACAAAAACUUUUGCCUUCUCCAAAUGCAACAUCAAAUGGCGAAUUAAUGCACAGUAGCACUGUAAAGGAAAGUAGCGGUCAUGCUGCGCCUUCGACUUCCAUACCAACUGAAGAUUCGUACUUCUCGGAUAAUAAAGAUUCUGAAAGGUACUCGCCCGUACCAAGCAGUUUUACGUCAUCUAUAAUAGCUGCAAGCAAUACACAAAUGACAACUACGCACAACGCAACUGGCGGCCCUCCUCCUGUGGUUGCCUGAGUAGGGGUAAUACGUUUUUGUCCAAAGCUGCAACCACCGCCACAAACGCCUUUUUUAAAUAUACCGAAUUUAUAGCAGUUGUAAACAAAGUAAACUCUACUGGCUGCUAAAUACAUUUGGAAAUAUCAGGAGGUAGUUUUAUUUUAAAUUUAUUCGUAUGUUUCUUUUUCUCCAUAAAAUAAUUUAAUCUGCAUUUUUUACUCGUAUUGUAUGGCUUACUUCACAAAGUAGAAACUGACAUUCUAACCAAAGGUGUAAACAAAUGUUUUCAUUUAUAAUUUACCAGGAUGUUGGAAAUGGCUAAAAGAUACAAUAUGAUAAUUAACAUAUUUUAAAAUGAUAAAAAUUAAGAAAUUAGAGAUGUAUCCCUUCUAUAAUUUUAAAUUUAUUUUACGUCUCAAGCAUUUGCCUGAUCGACAUUACAAACACGUAGUCUCUUUUGAUGUUUGAUUCUUUAAGUAAGGCAUCCGAAAUUUAUUUUUAUAAAUACAUCAUCUUUCAUUAGAUAAUUUUUAAAUAGAUAUUUAUAAAUUGUUUAAUUAAACUUUAUUUCUAAUCAUUUCGCGUAUUAUUUUUUGUUUCGUCUAAUUUAAUUUUUUACUCUAAGGUUAAUAUAUAUACAUAAUUAAGAAAACCGUGUGGCUUGUGUUUUGUCAAUUGAAUGUGUUAAUACUGUCCACAAAAAUUACUGUUCAAGAUGCCGCUUUCUUUCUUUUCUUAUUUUCAGCGUCACGUCAUUUGGCCGUUUAUUUCAUUUAAGCAGGCCAUUGCUUUUUUCGUAUCAUCAUUCUCUUCGUAGCAUAAAGAUCGAAAUGAAGGAAUAAAUAGAGGUGCAUUACACUCAUCACCUUUUAAACACGUCAAAUUCGGUGUUAUUUAAACUCAAAAUUUGCCCUAAAUCAUCCAUCCUUAAACAGUUAUCGAAAAUUCGAAUGAGAAGAAUUUUGAUUAAAAGUUAUUUUUGGCAGCAUUUUCUUUUUGAAUUAAUCCCAAAAAACGCAAUAACUUCUGUUAUUUGGAUAUAAGAAAAUUCUAUUUCAAUAGACCAUAACAUUAUAGAUUUAUAAUUUUUAUUUUUCAAAUAAUAACAAAUACUGUAUUUAUUGACGCAAUCCAUAUGUAAACACACCAAAAGUGAAAACCUUUAAAAAACUAUACUUAUGAAAGAAGGAAAAACAUUUAUAUUACUGAAUGUACUAAAUAUUUGUAAAAUAAAAUGUUCCUUAGCAUAGGACACAAUUCAAACGAUAGACUAAUAAAAAAGAAACAAUUUAUGCAAUGAAGUAAA
This is a messenger RNA of Stomoxys calcitrans (stable fly), 8406 nucleotides long. Its product is annotated as supporter of activation of yellow protein. Lineage: Eukaryota; Metazoa; Arthropoda; Insecta; Diptera; Muscidae. Bases 705 to 7118 code for a protein of 2137 amino acids. The record is from RefSeq and is a predicted model, not a curated record. The transcript is spliced from 11 exons.